GCUUGAGCGGUCUAUAUUUCGCCAGUGACAUGCGCCUCAAGCCACGCAAGCUGUCACGGGCGCAUCAGCUUUUGUGAAAAUGGCACAUUUCACCGAGCUAUUCAUUUAGGAAUGGGAUGUAUGUAUUAUCGGUAAAAUCCAUGGCAUCCUUGGCUAUCCUGUUGAAUGGGCUGAACAGCAGCACAGCACAUGGCUUCAACAACACUGGAUUCUUCUAGUGAUCCUCCUCCUAUUCACCGCCAUGUCCAAGUUCCAGCCCAGGCCCGCGCCUCCCCCGGAGGCUGUGCCAGAUGGGGGGUGGGGCUGGGUGGUAGUGGGAUCCCUGUUUGUGAGCUCGGCCCUGGUGUUCGGCCUGAUCCGCAGCCUGGGCGUGUUCUUCGUGGAGUUUGUUCAGUAUUUCGAUGAGAGUGCCCAGGUCAUCUCCUGGAUCACCUCCAUUGGGGUGGCGAUGCAGCAGCUUGUCAGUCCUGUAGGAACAGCUCUGUCUUAUGCCUAUGGCGCCAGGCCUGUGGUGAUGAUGGGAGGGUUCUUGUCUGGAAUGGGCUUCAUCUUGGCUUCACAGGCCACCUGUGUCACACACCUGUACCUCACCAUGGGUGUCAUCUCAGGCUCGGGCUGGGCGCUGAUCUUCACCCCCACCGUCGCGUCGGUCAUGCAGUACUUCACGCGGCGCCGCUCUCUGGCCAUGGCGCUGGGCUUCGCCGGCGUCGGCCUCUCCUCCUUUGCCUUCUCGCCGCUCUUCCAGCUGCUGGUGGACACGUACACCUGGCGGGGAGCCCUGCUCAUCCUGGGGGGGCUCAGCUUCAACAUGGUGGCCUGCGGGGCCCUCAUACGGCCCCCGGGGGGCCCCAAGGUGGUGGAGGUGGUGGAGGCGCAGUCCAACGUCUACUCAUCCGCCUGCUCCUCCGCCCUCUCCAAGGCCUACGCCUACCUGGAGCUCUCCCUCCUCUUCCAGAGGCCCUUCCUCAUCUACAGCCUGGCCAUCACCCUCUUCAACUUCGGCUACUUCGUGCCCUACGUGCACCUGGUGGCCCACAGCCGCCACGAGGGCUUCUCCCAGUACCAGGCCGCCUUCAUCAUCUCCGCCACCGGCGUCACCGACAUCGUGGGCCGCCUGGUGGCCGGCUGGUCGUCGGACCUGGGCCGCCUGCGUCUCCCCCACAUGCUGUGCCUGUGGACGGGGCUGACGGGGCUGUUCCUGCUGCUGGUGCCGCUGGGGUCGCUGGGCGGCUCCUACCCGGGCCUGGUGGUGGUCAGCCUGGCCUACGGGUUCUGCUCGGGCGCCAUGACGCCACUGGUGUUCUCGGUGGUGCCGGAGAUCGUGGGCAUGCGGCGCACGCUGGGCGCCCUGGGCCUGCUGCAGCUCAUCGAGAGCGUGGGCGGGCUCCUGGGGGCGCCUGUGUCAGGUUUGCUGAGGGACAUUACUGGGAACUACACAGCCUCAUUCGUAGUGGCUGGCAUUUCCGUCAUCCUGGGCACCUUGGUGACGACCAUGCUGCCUCGCUUCUUUUCCCGUACGGCCCCGCCUCCUCUGGCGAGCCCGAGGACCCCCGGCCAGGACACGAAAGACGCAGAGUCCGCACUGAUGAAAUCCCCUUCCUCCCUCACAGAGGGGCUCAACCACCUGGACACCCUCCCCUUCACUGAACCACAACUAGACCGCAGCAGUCUCAACCUAGACCGGGAGGACCUGCCUCUGAAGCAGGGCAGGACCGAGGUUGACAACAACUGCUGAUUUCAGCCAUGUCUGACAGAACCUCCAUCAGCCAAUAGUAUCGCUGCCUUGUAUGAUGGGCCCUGUUCCAUUGGGGGGCUUCAGCUUACUGGCGUUGAAGGGAGAUGGUUCUGUCUGUGUUUCAGCUAAUCAGGAAAGCAUGUGACCUGUACACCCGGGGUGCUUUGGGGAAACCUUGACUGAUGCCUUUUCUUUCUGCCUUUCUGUGCCAAGAAGUACUGGAUUCUAAACAUUCCUGUCAGGCACACACCCGCGCUAACACACUCGCACAAACAAACACACACAAAACAGUUUAAAGACAGUAGUGUAAUGUUUUAACUACUGAAGCUAUUAUAUGAAAAUAACAUCUGAAAUGUAACUCAGAGUACUGGACAAAGGGUUGGCUGUUGCACCAAGGAAGUGACUGCAGGGAAUGUGCUGUAAGGCUAAGUUUAUUGCCCUGCUGAGACAGCCUGACGUAUCAUUCAUGUUACGGUUGGGUUACUCUACAUGAAGCCACGUGCGGUAGCUUUGGCCUUUUUGACGAAGGUCACAUACCACAACCAUAGCAUCGUUUCAGUGUCCCUGUAAUGUUUACACACACACGCUUGGGCAGUACGACUCAAAAAACGAACACUGGUCUGGAAAGAUUAACUUGGGAGUUCUACUGCAGCGGUUUACGGAAUGGGACUGUGCCCAUAUUGGUUUUGCUUUUGCGUGUCUUCUCAGGCAACCGUCCCUGAAUGGAGACUGGGAACUGGCUUUACUUCCCGCUCUUUAUCACAGAGGUAUGCCAGGAUGCUGUGUUAGAAGUAGUGUGGUUCAACUGUCUGAUGCUUUUCUUUUUUAAUCAAGGUGCUGGAAUCACAUUCAUGACAAUGGUUACUCUCAGGACAUUAAGAAUCCUCACCACCAUAAUUUUUCUAUUGAUUUUCCAUAAGACGUGGAGUUAUGACGACACAUACACUUUUCUCUUCCUGGUUUGCAGCCAAUCACCGGAGAUCUGUCAUGUGUCAGGCUCCUGACAGACCGGAGAACUUUCACCAAAGGAACUCUUUGCACUGAGUUACUGUUCAGGCUUACCACUGGACUUGCUGUCUAUCCUUAGACUUGGGAAGGUGCGAUGUGGUAUGAAAGGAACAAAUUACUGCUCCAAAGCUCAACUAACAAUACAGAGCAAUGCCAAGUGUCCUUUAUCCACCAUUUCCUAACUUUUUAAUUGGAUUGUUUUGGUUUAUUUUCUAUUUCCAUCAUAACGUAGUGUAUAAAUGACUUUGAUGGCGGAGAAGGAGGUGUGGGAAUGGGGUGGGUGGGCUAUCUGUAGUUCAGAGUGCAGAGGACGGCACUAGGGCACUAGGAUGUCACCUGUCCUCUGCAUGUGGGGCAAAGUGACAGUGACCGACAGUGCAUUCGCUGGGCCUCUGACUCCCUGGGGUGAAUCGUUCACCCCAGGAAUCACUGAUUAUCAACAGAUGGAUUCCUAGCUACACUACGGCCUUGGUGGGGAGAGGAAUCUGGUCUGGUUGUCAUGUCGAGUCAUUGGCCCAAACCCCUCCCACCUCUUUCCAUAGCAGCAAUAGUGAUUAUAGAGGAAAGCAGACUACCUCUUCCCACACGGAUAUCCAUAUAUCACUCUGUGGCCUUAAGGCCCUGGCACUAGCCCCACGCUGGGGAAUACAUGGAGGCAGAGAGAUCCUAAAUCAGCCAUGAGUCCCUGGAACAACCAAGACAGAGAAUAGAACAUCUUGUUCAGCCUGCCAGAGUUCACUGGUUGUUCAUCAGUGUGGUGGACUCUGAUAGGGUAGCCACCCUACUAAGGGCCAAAUGAAAACAGGUCCUGAAGUUAGGUAAAUAGUCACACAUCUCAUCCAACCUCACUCCCAGUGAGGGAAGUAGUGAUUGUAAGCUUAAAGCCUUCAGACGAGGUUAGCAUGUUGUCCUCAUCCAUACCUGUUUUUGUGUUAGCUCUGAUGCUUAUAAGCAUUGAAAACCCAGGUUUGGGGAGUGGGGGCAGUAAAUCCUAGCAUGUGAGCUUUAAUACUCAGUGCCUGUGAAGCAAAGACUUGGGCUUUGUUAAGCAUUUCUCUCUCUGUUUCUCUCUGAGAGAAGACCAUAUCCAUGGAAAUAAAAAAAACUGGGGUCAACAAACGAGCCCAAACAUUUCUUAAUACGCCAAGGGAUAAUGCUUGCAGUACAAUCUUUCCUGACCAAAAACAAUCACUGAAUAUUGUAGGAUCAGUAGACAUUUCACAAUGAUCUUUUUCAACUUACUACCUAUUGUGUGCAUUCUAAUCAUAUUCAAGACCUACUAGACAGGGCUGG
Osmerus eperlanus (European smelt) is the source of this 4036-nucleotide messenger RNA. It is a transcript of the gene slc16a13, whose product is annotated as solute carrier family 16 member 13. The record is from RefSeq and is a predicted model, not a curated record. Bases 242 to 1735 code for a protein of 497 amino acids. NCBI's taxonomy places the organism in Eukaryota, Metazoa, Chordata, Actinopteri, Osmeriformes, Osmeridae. The transcript is spliced from 7 exons. Gene Ontology annotation, cellular component: plasma membrane. Gene Ontology annotation, biological process: monocarboxylic acid transport; transmembrane transport. Gene Ontology annotation, molecular function: monocarboxylic acid transmembrane transporter activity.